Molecule: messenger RNA, 450 nt
Organism: Humulus lupulus (European hop)
Lineage: Eukaryota; Viridiplantae; Streptophyta; Magnoliopsida; Rosales; Cannabaceae
Exons: 1
Coding region: 1-450 (149 amino acids)
Source: RefSeq, a predicted model, not a curated record
AUGCCUAGUUAUGUGAAGUUUGUGAAAGAAAUUUUGUCAAAGAAAAUGAAACUGGGGGACUAUGAGACAGUGGCACUUACUAAGGAGUGCAGUGCAAUACUUCAAAAGAAGCUACCUCCCAAGCUUAAAUAUCUUGGUAGUUUUAAUAUCCCAUGCUUUAUAGGGGGCUUAGUGGUGACAAAGGCUUUAUGUAAUUUAGGGGUCAGUGUAAAUCUAAUGCCUCUAUCAAUCUUUCACAAGUUGAAAUUGGGAGAAGCUCGAUCUACUACUGUGUCCUUACAAAUGGCGGAUCGUUUAGUUAAACAUCCUCAUGGAGUGAUUGAGAAUGUAUUGGUGAAAGUGGACAAAUUCAACUUGUUUCCUGCAGACUUUAUUUUUCUUGAUAUGGAGGAAGAUGAAAAUAUUCCAAUAAUUCUUGUGUUGAUCCUCGAUUUGGCCAAAGACACGUAG